Ochlerotatus camptorhynchus is the source of this 339-nucleotide messenger RNA. RefSeq lists its product as uncharacterized. Lineage: Eukaryota; Metazoa; Arthropoda; Insecta; Diptera; Culicidae. The coding region runs from base 1 to 339 and encodes 112 amino acids. The transcript is spliced from 2 exons. The record is from RefSeq and is a predicted model, not a curated record.
AUGCUGGUGCAGCACAUGGAUAUCAAGACUGCUUAUUUGUAUGCCGAGCUAGAUGCGGACGGCGACAAGGUUUGUCGGUUGAAACGCAGCAUCUACGGGCUGAAGCAAUCGGCACCGGGCUGGAACCGGAAAAAUCGACAGCACGUUCAAGAAGAUGUUGUUCUAUCCUGCCGAAUCGGAUCCUUCCGUGAGCUACGACUGUUUCUUGGGAUACGCAUCGAGGAGCAAGACGGACACUACGUGUUGAACCAGGCCGGUUACAUCGACAAGAUUGUGGAGCGGUUUGGGCACGAACACGCGAAGCCGUCCAAGAUUCCACUCGACCCAGCUUACGCGUAA